AUGGGAGAUCUAUUUGAGAAACUAGAUCAAAUGAGGGAGAGACUACAAGAUAUAUUUACUAUUGGGGCACCAUCAUUUGAUCAAGAAACAAAGGAUAUUGUUUGGGAAUAUAGUUUACAAAGAUGGAAGAUGCUUCAUAGUCCUCUUCAUUCUGUUGGAUUUCUACUUAAUCCAAAAUGGUUUCACAAAAAACCAUGGUUGGAUGAUGAGGUUUCAACUAGAUGGCAAACAUAUAUGGAUAGAGUUUAUCCAAAUAGAGAAGACCGUAUUUUAAUUAAAGAGGAAAUGUCAAAAUAUAUUAAUGGAGUAGAUAAUUUUUCCCAUCGAGAUGUCCCAUUUGAUCGAUUGAAUAUGGAACCCAAGGUAUUUUGGGAGAACUAUGGAGCAAAAACACCACAUCUAAGAGAUACCACAAUUCGUGUGUUGUCUCAAGCCUCUAGUGCUUUUGUGUGCGAAAGAAAUUGGAGUGAGUAUGCUUUCAUCCAUUCUAUGAAGCGUAAUAGGCUAGGUAGCAAAAAGGCGGAAGAUCUUGUGUAUGUACAUUCAAAUCUUUGUCUUUUAUAUCGAGCUUCCACUAAUUAUAAAUCAGGGCCUCAUAAGAUGUGGGACUAUGGUGGUUCAAUGGAUGAUGGGACUAAUGAGUUGCUAAUAGAAGUCCUUGAAGAUAAUGUAGAGGAAAUCUUACUUGCAGCUGAAAUGUAG
This is a messenger RNA of Cryptomeria japonica (Japanese cedar), 702 nucleotides long. RefSeq lists its product as uncharacterized. Lineage: Eukaryota; Viridiplantae; Streptophyta; Pinopsida; Cupressales; Cupressaceae. The transcript is spliced from 2 exons. The record is from RefSeq and is a predicted model, not a curated record. The coding region runs from base 1 to 702 and encodes 233 amino acids. Gene Ontology annotation, molecular function: protein dimerization activity.